AUGUCUUCUGAUAUACCAAUUGAUUUCACCGAAUUGGCCCAGCUCACCCUGGUUGGCAUCCAGCCCGCCAGUCUUGAUUUCAAGUCUACUACUCUCGAGUCUGAUCGUUAUGUUUGUGUUCGUGAAACUGGUGCUUCGGGUAACACGGUUGCCAUCGUUGACUUAUACAAUAACAAUGAGGUCACCAGAAAGAACAUGACUGCUGACAAUGCCAUCAUGCAUCCAACAGAGUUUGUGAUUUCCUUGAGAGCCAACGGCACAACCAUACAAAUCUUCAAUCUUGGCAGCAAACAAAGAUUGAAGUCCUACACUAUGGAUGAACCAGUGGUGUUUUGGAAAUGGUUAAACAACGAAUACUUGGGUUUAAUCACCGGAUCGGCCGUAUUUUACUGGAACGUCUUUGAUGGUACCAACAACGGGCCCAUCAAGUUGACCGAAAGACACCAUAGCUUGAACAAUGCUCAAAUUAUAAACAUUGUGGCCGAACCUGAUUUGAAUUGGUUUGCCAUCAACGGUAUUGCUCAGGAGGAUGGUAGAAUCGCUGGUCACAUCCAGUUGUUCUCCAAGACUCGAAAUGUGUCUCAGGCUAUUGAAGGUCAUGUUUCUAAGUUUGCUCUGAUUAAGUUGUCAGGUGCUGCUCAUCCUACCAAGGUAUUCUGUGUUGGAAACAAAAAUGCCCAAGGCCAAGGUAACUUACACAUCAUUGAAAUCGACCAUGUGGACGGUAACCCACCUUUUCCAAAGAAAUCUGUCGACAUCUUCUUCCCUCCAGAUGCUACCAAUGAUUUCCCUAUAAGCUUACAAGCUUCUGAUAAAUACGGAAUUGUCUACAUUUUAACCAAAUAUGGUUUUAUUCACUUGUAUGACAUGGAAACCGGAUCUAACUUGUUUGUCAAUAGGAUCACUGCUGACCCAGUUUUCACCGCCAGUGCUUUCAAAGACGGAACAGGUAUAAUUACCAUCAACAAAGCUGGUCAAGUGUUGAGUGUUGAAGUUUCUAGAGAUAGAAUCGUCCCUUAUGUCUUAGACAAGUUGUCCAACGUGUCUUUGGCUUUAUCGCUUUCAUCUCGUGGAGGUUUCCCUGGUGCUGAAAACUUGUUUACUCAACAGUUUCAAAACUACUUGAAUCAAGGUGAUUACACCAAUGCCGCAAAGGUAGCUGCCUCUUCGGAACAAUUGCGUACUCCAGAUACCAUCAACAAAUUGAAACACAUCACUCCAGCCCCUGGUCAAAUCUCUCCAAUCUUGCAAUACUUUUCUACUCUAUUGGACAGAGGUACCUUAAAUAAGUACGAAUCCAUUGAAUUGGCUAAGCCAGUCUUGCAACAAGAUAGGAAACCAUUGUUUGAAAAAUGGUUGAAGGAAGACAAGUUAACCUCUUCAGAAGAAUUGGGUGAUAUUGUUAAGUCUUACAAUGACACCACCUUGGCUUUGGCUGUUUACAUUAGAGCUAAUGUUCACAUUAAGGUGGUUUCUUCUUUGGCUGAAUUGGGCCAGUUUGACAAGAUUAUGCCUUAUUGUCAAAAGGUUGGUUACUCACCAGAUUACACCAACUUGAUCCAAAACUUGGUUAGAGUCAACCCUGAUAAGGCCAGUGAAUUCGCAACUUCCUUGUUGCAAACCCCAGAUUCAAACAUAAAUGUGGAAAACGUUGCUGAUUUAUUCUUCUCCCAAAACUAUAUUCAACAAGGUACAGCCUUUUUAUUGGAUGCUUUGAAGAAUGAUUCUCCAGCCGAAGGUCACUUACAAACCAAGGUGUUGGAAAUCAACUUGUUGCAUGCUCCACAAGUUGCUGAUGCCAUCUUGGGUAACAACAUGUUUAGUCACUACGAUAAACCAAGCAUUGGUAAAUUGUGUGAAAAGUCUGGUUUGUUUCAGAGAGCAUUGGAACAUUAUGAUGACUUGAAGGACAUUAAGAGAGUCAUUGUUCACACUAAUGUGUUACCUAAUGACUGGUUGGUCGCAUACUUUGGUCAAUUAACUGUUGAGCAAACAGUUGCUUGUAUCAAGGAAUUGUUAUCUAACAAUAUGCAACAAAACUUGCAAGUUAUUAUCCAAGUUGCAACUAAGUAUUCUGACUUGAUUGGCCCAUUGAACUUGAUCAAGAUCUUUGAAACCUACAAGUGUACUGAAGGUGAAUACUACUACUUGUCGUCAAUUGUCAACUUGACUCAGGAACCAGACGUGGUGUUCAAGUACAUCCAAUGUGCUGCUAGAAUGAACCAACCAAAGGAAAUUGAAAGAGUCGUGAGAGAUAACAAUGUCUACAAUGGUGAAAAAGUCAAGAACUUCUUGAAGGAGUUCAAAUUGGAUGACCAAUUACCUUUGAUCAUUGUUUGUGACAGAUUUAACUUUGUUCACGAUUUGAUCUUGUACUUGUACAAGAACCAAUACUUCAAGUUUAUUGAAGUUUACGUUCAACAAGUUAACUCAGCCAACACUCCUCAAGUUGUUGCUGGUUUGUUGGAUGUUGACUGUGACGAAACAAUUAUCAAGAACUUGUUGAAUUCUGUCAUUGGUAGAGUUCCAAUCAAAGAAUUGGUAGUUGAAGUCGAAAAGAGAAACAGAUUGAAGAUAUUGUUACCAUUCUUGGAGGCUACCUUACAAGGCGGGUCUAAUGAUCAAGAGGUGUAUAAUACUUUGGCAAAGAUUUACAUCGACUCCAAUAACUCUCCAGAAAAAUUCUUGCAAGAGAACAGCAAUUACGACACUUUGGUUGUUGGUAAGUACUGUGAAAAGAGAGAUCCAUACUUGGCUUACAUUUCUUACUCUAAAGGUGGAAAUGAUGAUGAAUUGAUCAACAUCACCAAUGAAAACAAAAUGUACAAAUACCAAGCUAGAUAUUUGUUGGCCAAGUCUGAUUUCGACUUGUGGAACAAGGUUUUGGGCGAUGAUAACAUUCAUAGGAGACAGUUGAUUGACCAAGUCAUUUCAACAGGAAUCCCUGAAUUAGAUGAUCCAGAACCUAUUUCCUUGACCGUCAAGGCUUUCAUGGAAAAUGAUUUGCCUCAAGAAUUGAUAGAGUUAUUGGAAAAGAUCAUCUUAGAACCAUCUCCUUUCAACGACAAUACUUCUUUGCAAGGUCUUUUGAUCUUAACAGCUAUCAAAGCUGAUCCAUCUCGUGUGAUGAACUACAUUGAAAAGUUGGAUAAGUAUGAUCCUCAAGAAAUUGCACCUUUAUGUAUCGAUGCUCAAUUGUACGAAGAAGCUUUCGAGAUCUAUGACAGAUUCGAAUUAAGAACUGACGCCAUGAGAGUCUUGGUUGAAGACAUUAUGUCCUUGGACAGAGGUGAACAAUACGCUGAGAAAUUCAACACUUCGGAAUUGUGGUAUCAAUUGGGUACUGCUCAAUUGAAUGGUUUGCGUAUUCCAGAAGCUAUUGAAUCUUAUGUCAAGUCCAAGAACCCAGAGAACUUUGAACAAGUAAUUGAAAUUUCCGAACGUGCUGGUAAGGAAGAAGAAUUGGUUCCUUUCUUGGAUAUGGCUAGAGAAACUUUGAGAGAGCCUUUGAUUGAUGGUGCUCUUAUCAACUGUUACGCUUCUUUGGGUAGAUUGUCUGAAAUUGAACUGUUCGUUAGUGGUCCAAAUGUUGCUGAUUCUGAAUCUAUUGGUGAUAAAUUAUUUGAAGCCAAGAACUACAAGGGAGCUAAGAUCUUGUAUUCUAAUGUUUCCAAAUACUCUAAGUUGGCCACUACUUUGGUUUACUUGGAAGAUUACCAAGGGGCUGUUGAAUGUGCCAGAAAGGCUUCGAAUAUUAAUGUCUGGAAGCAGGUGAACAAUGCUUGUAUUGAGAAUAAGGAAUUCAGAUUAGCUCAGAUUUGUGGUUUAAACUUGAUUAUCGAUGCUGAGGAAUUACCCGAAUUGGUCAAGACAUAUGAAUGGAAUGGUUACUUCAACGAAUUGAUUUCUCUUUUCGAAAACGGGUUAAGCUUAGAAAGAGCCCAUAUGGGUAUGUUCACUGAGUUGGCCAUUUUGUAUUCUAAGUACAGUCCAGAAAAAGUCAUGGAACACUUGAAAUUGUUCUGGUCCAGAAUCAACAUUCCAAAGGUGUUAACUGCCUGUGAAGAAGCUCACUUGUAUCCUGAAUUGAUCUUUUUGUACUGUCAUUACGAAGAAUGGGACAAUGCUGCUUUGACAAUGAUUGAAAAAUCUGAGGUUGCCUUUGAUCACUUGUCGUUCAAGGAAAUCAUUGUUAAGGCACCAAACUUGGAAAUCUACUACAAGGCUAUCAACUUCUACUUGGCUGAAAACCCAUCCUUGUUAGUUGAUUUGUUGUCAGUAUUGGCUCCUAAGUUGGACUUACCAAGAGUCGUUAGAAUGUUUGUAAAGUCUGACAACUUACCACUUAUCAAACCAUUCUUGAUAAGUGUGUUGGAAAAGAACAACUCGGUUGUCAAUGGUGCAUACCAUGACUUGUUAAUCGAAGAAGAUGACUACAAGUCCUUGAAAGAGGCUAUUGAAAAUGACGCAUACAAUAGAUUCAACUCUUUGGACUUGGCAGAAAGAUUGGAAAAUCACGAAAUCAUUUUCUUUAGACAAAUUUCGGCUACGUUAUACACCAAGAACAAGAAGUUCACAAAAUCCAUUUCUAUCUUAAAGAACGAUAAAUUAUGGCCAGAUUUGAUCAAAACUGCUGCUGUGUCUAAUUCUACUAAGAUUGCCCAUGAAUUAUUGGACUACUUUGUUGAAACUGGUAACCAUGAAUGCUUUGUGGCCUUGUUAUACACUUGUUAUGAUCUUAUUGAAUAUGAUUAUGUUAUUGAAUUGACUUGGUUGCACAACUUGGCCAACUUUGUCAAACCAUACGAAAUUUCUGUUGCUGCUGAAAACCAGAAAUUAUUAAACGAAGUUUACGCUGAUUUAAAGAAGAGAAGAGAAGCUGAGCAACAAGAUGAAGAUGCGCCUAUUAACCAACCAUUAAUGAUUACAAAUGGUAAUGCCGGCAUGGCUGGAAUUGGGUUCCAACCAACUGGGGCUGGAUUUGGCAACCCCUAUUAA
Molecule: messenger RNA, 4998 nt
Organism: Yamadazyma tenuis ATCC 10573
Lineage: Eukaryota; Fungi; Ascomycota; Pichiomycetes; Serinales; Debaryomycetaceae
Gene: CHC1
Product: clathrin heavy chain
Biological process (GO): receptor-mediated endocytosis; Golgi to endosome transport; intracellular protein transport
Cellular component (GO): actin cortical patch; clathrin coat of trans-Golgi network vesicle; clathrin coat of coated pit
Molecular function (GO): structural molecule activity; clathrin light chain binding
Source: RefSeq, a predicted model, not a curated record